Messenger RNA from Colius striatus (speckled mousebird), 4680 nucleotides. RefSeq names its product multiple epidermal growth factor-like domains protein 6. Bases 1 to 4680 code for a protein of 1559 amino acids. The record is from RefSeq and is a predicted model, not a curated record. Gene Ontology annotation, molecular function: calcium ion binding; protein binding. Lineage: Eukaryota; Metazoa; Chordata; Aves; Coliiformes; Coliidae. The transcript is spliced from 38 exons.
AUGGGCGCGGGGCCGGCCUGCCCGUACCUGUACUUCUGCCUGGGCUGGGCGCUGGCCGCCCGGGCGAGCGGCGCGACGGAGCCGCGGCUGCAGCGGGGCAUGCCAAAUGUUUGUCCAGUGCUAGAGCUGGCACUGGUAGGGCACCAACAGCCAUGUGUUCAAGCCUUUAGUCGCAUGGUCAAGAUGUGGAAACAAGGUUGUGCAAAGAGGAGAUGGUGUAUGGGCUAUGAGAGAAGGUCUGCGUACUACACAGUUUACAAGCAGAUGUAUAGGAUGGAGCAUCAGACUGUCUAUAAGUGCUGCCCUGGAUGGGUCCAACAUGACAAUGAACCUGGAUGUUUGCACUUGCUGUGCACUGUUGGCACUUGCUUCAAUGGAGGGAAAUGUUCUGAAGAAGGAUCCCAGAUGUGCCAGUGUCCUGUGGGAUUUCAGGGUCCUCGCUGCCAGUAUGAUGUAAACGAGUGCACCACUGAGAACGGUGGCUGUCAGGACCAGUGCUGUAAUACCAUUGGCAGCUACUACUGCAAAUGUCCCCCUGGCCAGAAACUCGAGGAAGAUGGGAAAUCAUGUGGAGACGAAGACGAGUGCGCACUGGUGAAUGGUGGCUGCCAGCAAGACUGUGCCAACACCCACGGCUCCUUCCACUGCCAGUGCCGGGCAGGAUACAGGCUCCACACUGAUGGACGCACUUGCAUAGCCAUCAACUCCUGCAGUGUUAACAAGGGGGGCUGCGAGCAGGAGUGCAUUCAGCUCGGUGAAGACCGCUACAAGUGCCAGUGCCAGCCAGGCUACCAACUGGAGAGCGAUGCCAAGUCCUGUGAAGUGAUAAACCCCUGCACAAGUGGGAAUGGGGAAUGCUCACAAAUCUGUCAAAAUGAGAGAGGAAUUGCAAAAUGCAAGUGUCAUCCAGGGCAUUAUCUUUCUGCAGAAAAAAAAGUCCUGUUUUGGAUUGAUCACUCAGUGGACAUUGAUGAGUGUGCAGAAGGGAGAGCCAGGUGUGCUCAUCGUUGUGUGAACACUCUGGGAUCCUUCACCUGUGUCUGUAAUCCGGGCUUCGAGCUGGGGGCUGAUGGAAAGCAAUGCUACCGCAUCGAAAUGGAAAUUGUGGAUAGCUGCCAGGACAGCAACGGUGGCUGCUCCCAGCACUGCGAGCACACGGCUGCGGGGCCACGCUGCUCCUGCCACCAUGGCUAUCGCCUCCAUUUCGAUGGCAAAACGUGUGCAGAGCUGGACGAGUGUGAGACAGGCGAGUCCUGCUGCUCCCAAUUCUGCAUCAACUACGUGGGUGGCUACGAGUGUGCCUGCAAGGGAGGGUUCCAGCUGAGCAGCGACGGCUGCGCCUGUGACGAUGUGGAUGAAUGUCAUCUUGAUAACGGCAACUGUGACCAUUUCUGUAUUAAUUCUCUGGGAUCAUACGAGUGUGCCUGUAAGGAGGGUUACAGGUUUGAUGUUAACAGAUGGUCUUGCAUUGGUGAGGAGGAGGUGGAGCCGGAGGAGGCAGCGGGGUUUGCUGGGGCGCCAGGGCUGCAGUUCAGAGCUCCCCCCCAGCUCCUGCGCUACGCACUUGGUGCCCGCUAUGAGGAUGAGGACCCUCGAGGAGAACUCACCCUGGUGCACAGGGUUGUUUGUCUUGAUGACACUUUUGGCAAUGACUGUAGCUUGAGCUGUGAGGAUUGCCUGAAUGGAGGCAGAUGUAACAGUGAACACAGUGGCUGUGUUUGCUCACCUGGGUGGACUGGCAUUAUCUGUAACGAAACUUGCUCCCCUGGGACAUACGGCACAGGCUGUGCCAGCAUUUGCAAGUGCCAGAAUGGAGGCUCGUGUGACCCCGUGACGGGGCAGUGCCGCUGCCCGCCCGGCGUGCAUGGCAAGCUCUGUGAAGAUGGUUGUCCUAAAGGAUUCUUUGGGAAGAACUGUAACAAGCCAUGCAACUGUGCCAACAACGGCCAUUGCCACAGACUGUAUGGGGCCUGCCUGUGUGACCCUGGGCUCUACGGGCGCUUCUGCCAUCUCACCUGUCCCAGGUGGGCCUUUGGAGCUGGCUGCUCAGAGGAGUGUCAGUGUGUGAAAGAGCACACUCUGGAAUGCAACGCAAGGAACGGGACUUGCACCUGCAAGCCUGGCUACCACGGCAAAAAGUGUCAGAAAGAGUGCUCACUUGGCUUUUAUGGGACUGGUUGCAAACUGAGGUGCAGCUGUCCUCCUGACAUUUUGUGUGAUCGUGAGACAGGAGUCUGCAAGCAGCCAUGUCCACCUGGGUUCCACGGAGACAAGUGCCAUUUCCCUUGUCAGCCUGGGAGCUUUGGGGUGAGCUGCCAGCAGAAGUGCAGCUGUGGAGAAGCACCAUGUGAUCCACAGACAGGGCAGUGUAUUUGCCCAGCUGGGAAGACUGGUGCUACAUGUGAGGAAGAUUGCCCACCAGGCCAGUGGGGACCAGACUGCCAGUCCUCCUGCAAGCCCUGUGCCAACGGGGGCCAGUGCAACAGAGAAACCGGAGCCUGCGAGUGUGCCCCCGGCUACAGCGGGGCCUCCUGCUCUGAGGCCUGCCCCACUGGUUACUAUGGACCAAACUGCGGGCUGUCUUGCAGCUGUGGCAGCAGUGUUCAGUGUCACCACGUCACUGGGGAAUGCACGUGUCCCCCGGGCUGGACUGGCCACGACUGCAGCCACCGAUGCCCCCAGGGAAGCUUUGGCCCGAGCUGCAAGUACAGCUGUCAGUGCCAGAACGGAGCUGCCUGUGACCACGUGAGCGGAGCCUGUACCUGCGCCGCAGGCUGGACAGGGACCUUCUGUGAGAGAGCUUGUCCAGAUGGAUUCUUUGGGCUUGACUGCCACCAGGUGUGCAAGUGCAAGAAUGCUGCUGGCUGCGACCACAUCCUGGGAACGUGCCGCUGCCUCCCGGGCUGGCUGGGAGAGACCUGCGAGCAGCCCUGCCAGGGGAACAAGUAUGGGCCAGGCUGCAGCCACACUUGUCAGUGUCACAAUGGAGCAUUCUGUCAUCAUGUAACUGGGACCUGCCUUUGUAGCCCAGGGUGGAAAGGAGCCACUUGCCAAGAAGCCUGUCCUUCUGGAUGGUACGGUGCAAACUGCCUCCAGCGCUGCGGCUGCCACGGCCAGGCCACAUGUGACCGUGUGACGGGCCAGUGCCUGUGUCCCCAGGGUUGGACAGGGAUAGUGUGUGAGCUGGAGUGUGGAGAUGGGAGGCACAGAGAGGGCUGUGAGCAGAACUGUAGUUGCCACCACGGCCUUUGUGACCAGCACUCAGGGAAAUGCAUCUGUCAUGCUGGCUGGACUGGGGAUCACUGUGAUGCUGUCUGCCCCUUGGGAUUUUUUGGCAAGCAGUGUGAGGAGCAGUGUAACUGUGUACACGCCUUGUCCUGCCACCAUCAGACCGGAGCGUGCCACUGUGAGAAAGGCUGGCGGGGGAGGCACUGUGACAAACCUUGCUCGCCUGGACGCUACGGCGUGGGCUGUGCCCUGCGGUGCCGCUGCCCCAUGGGCACCCGCUGCCAUCCCGUGACGGGCCACUGCGGCUGUCCCCCGGGAGCCACCCACCAGGCCUGCCACAAAUCUUGUCCACCAGGCACGUAUGGUAAGAACUGUAACCGAGUAUGUCAGUGCUCUGCUGAGAAUGAGGAGUGUCACCCAGUGACCGGCGAGUGCAUGUGCCGCCCGGGCUACCACGGGGCCCGCUGCAGCCCGCGGUGUCCAAAAGGUACUUAUGGUCCAAACUGCCAAACCCCCUGUAAGUGCAUGAACGGAGGCCACUGUGACCCUGCAUCAGGAGCUUGUGACUGUGCACCUGGCUUCAUUGGAGCCGACUGCAGUAAACCUUGCCCCAAAAACCGAUAUGGGAAGGACUGCUCCUUGUUCUGUGCGUGCAGCAAAGGUCAGUGUGACCCCCGGACUGGCAAGUGUACCUGUCCUCCUGGCCAAAUGGGACCCAGCUGUCAGCAAGUGUGUCCCCAGGGACAGUAUGGCCCCAACUGCCACCUGACAUGUACCUGUCAGAACGGUGGUAUCUGUGACCAUGUGGAUGGCAACUGCACUUGUGGGCUGGGCUGGACAGGAAGAUGGUGUGAGAAAGAAUGUCUCCCAGGGAAGUAUGGGUCUGGCUGCAGCAUGGACUGCUCGUGCCAACACAACGGCACCUGCGACAGGUUCACAGGCUGCUGCCGAUGCCCCGAGGGUUACUACGGCCAUUCCUGUGAGCACAGGUGCGCCCUUGGCUUUUAUGGGCUCAGCUGUCUUCAUGCCUGUGCCUGUAAAAAUGGAGCCAGCUGUGACGCAGUGACGGGCCAGUGCGUUUGUCCUCUGGGUUAUCAAGGUGUCCACUGUGAGAAAGGCUGCGACAGAGGCUGGUUUGGAGAGAGAUGCCAGCAUCAGUGUGACUGUGGAGAUUCUCCUUGUGAUCCAGAGACUGGGAAAUGCCUUUGCCCACCUGGGAAGACUGGAGAGAAAUGUGAUAUUGGAUGCAGGUCAGACCAGUAUGGCCCUGACUGCUCCCUGCGAUGCCAGUGUGCCAGCGCAUCCCAGUGCAACCCGUACAACGGGAGCUGCCUGUGCCCAGCCACAUGGAUGGGACCAACCUGUGAAGAAGGUGGCCCUCCAAAACUUCCUUUUUAUGAAGAACAAACUCAAGAAAGAGGGAAUAUUUUUCCAAGAGCUCUACAACAGUAA